Candoia aspera is the source of this 798-nucleotide messenger RNA. It is a transcript of the gene PDYN, whose product is annotated as prodynorphin. Gene Ontology annotation, cellular component: plasma membrane; axon terminus; dendrite. The record is from RefSeq and is a predicted model, not a curated record. Gene Ontology annotation, biological process: sensory perception; chemical synaptic transmission; neuropeptide signaling pathway. NCBI's taxonomy places the organism in Eukaryota, Metazoa, Chordata, Lepidosauria, Squamata, Candoiidae. Gene Ontology annotation, molecular function: opioid receptor binding.
AUGGAUUGGCAGCUUUGGGGACUCGCUCUAUACCUCCAUGUGGCUUUCUCAGCUUCUUGGGACUGUCUCUCUCAGUGUUCCAUGUGCGUUCUUCAUGGCCAGGAUGCAGAGAAGCCCAUCAACCCCUUACGCUGUGCUCUGGAGUGCCAAGGCUCCCUGCUGUCCAGCGCGGAGUGGUUGAAAUGCAAGCGGGCCCUCUCGGUCUUAACCUCCUUGGCGAAGGAGGCGGAGGCGGGCAGAUCCUCCCAGGUGGGUGAAGAGGAGAGGGCUGGCCAGGCGGCGAAUGCCAGCCUCUGGGAUGCUGCUGAGUGCAUCAAACGGCCCAGCAGCUGGGCGAAGGACCCGACUCAACCCAAGUUCUCUUCUCUUCUCCAACAGAACGUCCUCCCCCAGAGGGACGUCAGCAAGGCGUACGGGGGCUUUUCCCAGAAGAGCGGGGAGAGCGCAGACUCGGAGCCAGGGGCAGAAGAGGAUGACCCCGAGGCGCUGGAUCUUGGGGAUCUGGUCUCCCACGGCGAGGCACCCGAUCCGGGCUCCCUCAAGGCGGAGAGGAAACGCUACGGGGGCUUCCUGCGCAAAUACCCCAAGCGAGGCUCCGGCACGGCGGGGGCCGAGGAGGACGGGGGCGGCCUGGAGGACCUGCACAAACGCUACGGGGGCUUCAUGCGCAGGAUCCGUCCCAAGCUCCGGUGGGACAAGCAGAAGCGCUACGGGGGGUUCCUGCGGCGCCAGUUCAAGGUGACCUCGCGCUCAGGGGAAGAGCCCAAGGCCGCCUCCGGGGAGGCCGUCGACCUAUAG